This is a messenger RNA of Pocillopora meandrina, 16175 nucleotides long. NCBI's taxonomy places the organism in Eukaryota, Metazoa, Cnidaria, Anthozoa, Scleractinia, Pocilloporidae. The record is from the annotation of a GenBank genome assembly.
AUGAAAGUUUUCGUCUUGCAGUGGCGCCGGUUCAAUUUUUUCGACAAGGAGGUUCUGAAAGACCCCGGAACGACUCAGCCAUUUACGGGUCUGAAGGUUGGUUCUUACAAACAUAACUAGGAUUUAGAUGACGUUCAUAAGAGUAUGAUUUUAUUCAAAUGAAACUUUUGCUCCCCAUCUCUUUUUAAAUCGAUUCAUAGCUUAUGUCAUCGAUGAAAAAACUUCAAAAUGGUUUGCAACCAGAUCUCCUUCCAUGCUGGGGGAGGGGUGGUGUGGGAUGGGGGAGGGGGUGCCUUGCUCCAUCUCACAAAAAUUUGUUUAAGUUAAGUUAAGUUUUUACUCUACAAAUUUACAGCAAAUAACCAAAUACUGCAAGGACAUUGAUUGGAUGAUCCCUACAAUUAGUCAAAAUUGCAGACUGACAUAGAUUUCAUUGCAAAAGUGAUUUUCUUAGUAAUUUAUUUUGUCCAACAUGGUGCUCAGUUUUAACAGGUUUUGAAAAUAUGUCUGUGCUUAAUUUGGAAUGAGAAAGUGAAAGUCUAAUGAAAAAUGAAAUAAGAAACUGAAAAAAAUGUUUUAGGCAAUUUGCACAAUUUCUAAACUAGGACAAAUCUUCCAGCACUUGAGUGCUACAAGACAUGUUUAUAAUUCUGACUCGCAUUACAGUCAAGUGUAUUCCUUUCAAAGCAUGUUGUAUAUAGAAACAAGUUUUUGAUGGCCUAUCCUAAAAGACUGAGACAAUUUUUACUUCUCUGUUGGCAACUCUUUAAAAACAAUUUCUUUUUUGUCCCAUUUUUGGCCUUUAUUUUGUGGUCAAUUCUUUUGUGAGUGUGGAAGCUGACAAGAGAUUUUAACACCCACUAAGUUCAACUCUUAUUUGGAAUUUAUCCCUGAUACUUCUAAAAUCAAACCAUCAAUCUUGAUACUAUGGGUAUAUUAAUUUUUGUUGGGGGUGAUGUGUUAGGGUGAGGUCAUACAGCCUGUGGGGUGGGGGAUGUGUGACCGUUUGGACACUGACUUGUGUUGAUGUCAUGGAGAUUCAUGUAAAUGUCAAUAUUUGAAUAGAAUUCAUGUUUGUGUCAUAUAGGAUACUAGUAUCACAGCAUGCACAAGUGGAAGAGGCCAGCUAGUUAUUGGAGGCAAGUGAUCUUUAUUACAGAUUGAGCUCAAAUUUUGCCAUUAUGGUUUAUUUUAAAGAUGCAAAAAGCAUUUUAAAACAUGUCUUUCAAACAGAAAGUAGCUGGGGCUGUGAAUAAGUUUAGAAGUAGAAGACAGUUAACCCUUUAACACCCGAGAUCUCAUUAGUAAUCUCUUUCCUGUCUGCCAUACAGUUCUUUUGAUGUUAGUUUGGAGAAUUUGGUAAUGGAUCAACUAAUAAUUCCCUACGUGAUGUUUUUCCUUUUUCUUGUCACUUGUCUGCUUGAUAUUGUAUUGAUAUUCUGUCUUGGUCACUCAUGGGAGUUAAAAGGGUUAAAAAAACAUAGGCUGUUAAGUACCGUGGAUGCCAUGUAGUUUUGUUUAAUUAUGCUCAAGACUGGCUAAUGUAAGAUGUAGGAAAAGUAAUUAUGUUUUUUUUUGUUUUUUUUGUUUUUUUUUUAAUAUUGUGCAGUGAUUAAAGUAUUUGGUUUUUGUAUUUUGACAGAUUCAGCUGGUUUUGUUCACUUCCUAGGCCGUGAUUUAACCAUCACAUCUUUCCAGGCCUACGAAAUGCGUGUGUCACAUUUUUACCAACUGAAACAGCAAAAUAUUUUAUUUACAGUUGGAGUAAGUGCUUCAUACUCAGUAAAACAAAUUAAUUGUGUGAAAUACUUCCCUUUACACUUAACAUCAUUGUGUAUAUUCUCCCUACUCUUCUCUACACAUUUCUUAGGUUCUAACAAGGAGAAUUUAUAAAACCAUCAAGAGCUUUGUUAUUUGCUGAUCAUUUCCUUUAUUCUCGUGACUUAGACAUUUUAUUCAGGGGUGAUAUUGUAAGGAGAAAUUAGAAUCUUGUCACUCUUGGGGAUCAAAGGGUUAAGGAAGCAUUAAGAUGUCACUGGACUACAGCUCUCUUUACAAAUACAAGACAAUUAUUUCAAGCUUUUAUUAUUUUCAACUAUACUAUAUAUUCCUAAGACAAGCAGUGUGGUGAUGGCAGUUUUGUACAUCAUGUCAUAAUGAUAUUGUUGAAAGUGUCCUCAUGAAUUGUAAUCUUUUAUCUCUACAGGAAGAUGAAGUAGGAGGAAUUGAUCCAAUUAUGAGAGUUUGGAAUCUAGACAAGGUUUGUUUUCUUAUAUUUUUGAGUUACACCUUAUGACUUAUACUGUAGAUAAUUAGAGCACAUGUGCACAUACUUAGGUUUCUGCUUUUAACAGUUUCUCUAUUAAGUUGUUUGCAAGCUCCUUUAAGAGUUUAGCAAACUCAUUAAAUUUUAGAGCAAGUUUUUCUAGGUAGUAAGGAAACUCCUCUAGGUUUUUCAGCAAAGAUUGCUUACUUGAUGGUGAACCCACCUAAAUUAUUGGAAAACUCGCUUCUGUUGUUAGUGAACUCAUCUUAGUUGUGAGGAGAUUCAUCUUAGUUGAGCUCACUUUUAGCUGUUAGCAAACUCAUCCUCAGUAAGUUGUUAACAAACUGCUUGAAGUUAUUAGGAAACUUAUCAAAGUUGUUAGCAAACUUAUCUAAGUUGUUUGAAAGUGAUGAUAUUCCAUGUUAGUGUGUGUCUUUCACUGAUGUUAUCAAUUAAUGAGAAUUGUUUUUCUCUAGAUUGACAAGUAUGGAAACCCUGUCUGCUGUUGCAUGCAGCGGCUUAUUCCAGGAAACAAGCCAGUUGCGGUACAAUUAAUUUUGUUUAUGAUUAUUUUACAUCAUCUAAUUUCACAAAAAUUUUCAUUUUCUCUACUCAGUACUUAUAAUUAAAGAAGUUAUAGAAAUUGGUAAAUUUAUCCUGAACUAAAUAUCUAAACCUGGCCUGGAGUGGUAUAUUGAGGUCUUAAGAAAGGACUUUUAUUCUGAAUGGCAGGUGUCUUGUUUGGCAUUGAUGGAAAACUUGACACAGAUGGCUGUAGGAUUCGCCGAUGGUACUGUUCUUGUAUACAAAGGAGAUAUCACCCGCGAUAGGUGAGAAGCAAAAUGUCAUUGACUUAAAAAUGCACAGUAAACAAUGUAUGCAGUUACUAUUUUUAGAGUACUGUCUCUCUUUCAUUCUGAAGGAGAUUUUUGUUUGUGAAAGUGAAUUAUUUUUUGACAGUCCCAAAGGAAGUCAUUAUGAAAAUCAUUCAUUACCAGUGCCACACAAGUGGCCUAUUUAUCACUAGAGAAUUUUACUAGGUAACUUACUUUUCAUUCAGAUUGACAGUACUUUUUUGUUUGAUAAACCUGGAUAGAUAUAAAAUUUAUGAAGAAGACUACUUGAGUCUUAAAGCCAAUAACAUCAUGGUGAAUAGUAAUUUACAGAACUGUGCAGUAGCUGUAUCUUCAACUGUAAUCAACUAUGCUGCUUUUAUCUUUCAGCCUCCAACCAAAUUUGUCAGAUCACUUAAAAUUCAUUGUCAUUUUUGCUAUCUCCAGCCUUGACCAUUAAUCUUUCUUCCUAAUUAGCUGAGUGAGUUACUUUGUGAUUUGCUUUUAUGAAUGGCAAAACAUUUGAAACUUCAGCUUCAGAAACUCUUUACCUCUGUCAGUGCAGCACCACAGUUUCUUUAGAAAUUUACCUUUAUUCACUAGUGAUUUACUGUCUACUAAAUAAAUACAAUAUUUUGUGGUUUUGUAAGAGUCAAAGUUAUUUUUCCACAUCAAAAAUAACAGCUUGAAAUAUCAUUGCCAAUUACAUUAUGUCAUCAUUCUUUUUUGUUUUAAGGCACACAAAGCAGAGAAUUGUUCAUCAUGACAAGCAUCCUGUAACAGGUACAGUUAGGUUUAGUUUUCUCCUUAAAAGGGUAAAAAAAGUGCAAAAUGGUACAACAAUCAGUAAUCAAAAUAAGGUUCUAUCUAAAAGAAUAUAUACUGUGUUGGAGGGGGGGGCUAGAAUUUGAAUUUUUAAUCAAGCUUUCAUUCAUUUAUUCAGUAUACACUGUGUUUUUGGAAUAAAUACUGAUGCAAUUAGUGUUUCAAUAAUCAUUUGGUAACAUAGCUAGAACAGAGUGUAUAGCUAUAAUAGAAAUUAGGUUUACUCUGAUUUGUCGUGAAUGAUGGCAUGAUGAUAUUUUGCUAUUUUUUGUCACCCAUCAUAGGACUUGCCUUCAAACAGACAAGUGACAGUGUAAUUCUGUUCGUUGUGACAACUGAAACAGUUCUGUCAUACAACACUUCAGCUAAAGAUCGUAGAGUGAGUACAGGUUUUGGUUAGAAAUUUUGUGGUUGUGUGACAAUAUAAUGUCAAACUCUAGGAGUUGUCAUAGACUUUCUAGUAACCAUGUGAUAUAUAUUCUUUGUAUAUGUUCAAAUUGAGUACAGUAUAUUGUCUGAGUUGAUAUAAAAUUGAAUUUUGCUUAAAUCUCUGCUGUGGAGCUAAAUCUCAGAAUCCUUACAGUGAUUAUGCACCCUGUCAAAUAUUCUUUAUCUUACAGUUGUUCACCCUUCAACUCCCAUGAGUGACCAAGACAGAAUUUCUCCUUACAAUAUCAAUACAAAAUCAAGAAGACAUGUGAUGAGAACCAAGAAAAGUAUCAAUUAGGGGAUUAUUAGUUGAUCCAAUACCAAAUUCUCAGAAGUAACAUCAGAAGAAUUGUAUUGCAGACAGUAAGGAGAAUUACUAAAAAGAUCUUUGGAGUUAAAGGGUUAAGACUUUCUCACAUAUGAGGCAUUUUUAUAGCAAUUUGCACAUGUACCUAGCUUUCAAAGGUCAAGGUUUUGAACACAAGAAGGGUUGAACUUGUUUGUGCAAAGAAACUAAUUUUCAGGUAUGUUGCUAAACCAUCGCAACAGAAAGGGAUUUUCUGGCUAAAUUUGUCCUUGAAAUUGCUGCUGUAUUAGAGAAUAUGCCACAGCUCAUAGUUAUUUAUUUUUAAAAGCAGAUUUUCAUCAAUAGGAUUCAAUAUUUUAUUUCUAAAUUUUCUUUUUAGGAAGUACUUGAUGCUCAUGGCUGUGAACUCCGUUGUUCUGUUAUGAGUGAUGCUUCACAAGAAAACCAAUUUAUUGUGGCACGAAAAGAGGUCAGCCUUACUCAGUGUACUUACCCUGAAAUAAUUUUCACUCUUUAUUUGGGCACUUAAAUGUACUUUUGGAAAUUGACCAUUAAAUUGAUAAUGAUUUUUCCCAGGCUUUGUAUUUUUAUCAAGUUGAUGGCAGAGGUCCUUGCUUAGCAUUUGAAGGUAUUUCUGAUAUGUAAACAAAUUUAAAAUGUACUGUUAUGCACUGUUAUGAUCAAGAGAUUCAAUAAAAGCUGGUUACUGAUGGUCUUUGGCCUUGUGUAAGACCUCUGACAGCUGUCUGUUUAACCCACAAGUAGGCUCAUGGACAAUGCUGCCUAUUUAUUACCAUCAGCAGCUGCUUAUGAAAAAAGUUAUUGAAGUCCAGCUUGAUAUCUUCUUUAUAUUAAAGAAAGAAUAAUUUUUUCUGCCUGUAUUGGAUGGUUAAUUAAUUAGAAUUAUGGCAGGUUAAUGAAAUUUUCUUAAUUUAAUGGCAAUCCUAAUUGAUAAGUGUGUAAAAGAAAUGGCGGGUUAGGAUGUGGAACUUAAUGUCUGGUCUACUGGUACAGUACAUGAACCUAGAAGAAUCUACAGCAGAAUCUGAAAAUUGCAAGAGGGCUGAAUUUGACUCAUCGAUAGAAAUAGUAGUCAUGCUGUGCUUGGUUUGAGAACCUCUCCUUUUUUGCAGUGGUAAUAACUUCAGUCUGUCAGAAGACAUUAUUUUCCUAGUCAGUAGCAAAGAUUUGCCUGGAAAAAUAAAUCCAAGUUGGAGCUUUCUAUGGAAGUGAGGCCUAUAACUCUCUUUCCAAGUUCCAACUUGUGGCAUAAAAAUUCUGAAAUAUCCUUAUUUUUUGUGACAAAAUUUUCUCACAGGGCACAUUGAUUUUGAAUUAACUAUAUUCCCUUAAAGUGAUAAGCAUCUAAUUUCUCCAAAAAGUAUUACCCCUGAAUCAAAUGUAUAGGGAAUGGCAAGGAGAACUUGCACAUUGAUGUAAGAAUGUAAAGGGUUAGUAAGAUAUAAAUCUGUUUUGAUGCUGUGGCAGGUGAGAAACAGAUGGUAACAUGGUGGCGAGGGUAUCUUGUUGUGGUCAGUAAGGAUAACAAACAGAUUCAAAGACCAGCAGUAGGGUAAGUUAAGUAAUUCAUAAAAGACUGUUAAAUGGCAACUUUGAAAAAGCUUCAGCUGGGAGACUUCCAGGAUAUAUGCAACUCAGUACUAAAGGCAGUAAUGCUAAAUAGAUUUAAAAAAAAAAGUGCUGUUCAUGUUUUUUGUUGAUAUUUUGUUUUAAAUAUAUAAUAUUGGCUAUGCUAUUCUUUUCGGUUUGCAGAGGAAGCUCUCAACCAAGGAAUGUCAAUGUUGUCACUGUUUAUGACAUUCAAAACAAGUUUAUAGGUAAGGGUUAGUGGAUGCCAAGAAGAAUGGAACCUUCUGAUAUUUGUCAAAUAGUUGGAACAUUGUGUGUGGUUUAUCACAUCUUUUGUAAAGAAGGGGAGGCCAAUUACAUUGGUAAAUUUGUGAUUUUCUUUUUGCAGCUUUUACUGGGACAUUCCAGGGUGUAAUUGAUGUGGUAUGUGAAUGGGGCAGCUUGUUUGUGAUCACAAUGGAAAAUAAGGUAAAUUCAAGUAAUUUUCUAUUUUUGUAUUAAAUAAUUAUGCUAAUAAUUUAUAUUGAUUUUGCUAUGAUUUAUUUUUAUUUCAGGCCAAGUAAAAAUCUGAUUUGCAAAAAACAAUUAUUGCACCCUGCAAAACACAUUACAUUCAAACAUCUCUUGCUGGAAAAUGUUGAUGUUAUUGAAGUUGAAUUGAGCAAACCUGCACUGAUUCCAAAAACUUUUAAAAAACUUUAGGUGCAUACAUGUAGUAAUUCUGUAAUGUAUUUCCCUUUUUUGCUGGCAGAUUUUUCAGUUAGAGGAGAAGGAUACGCAAACAAAGCUGGAAAUUCUUUUUAAGAAAAAUCUUUAUGCAAUGGCAAUCAGGUAUUAUAUACUUGAAAAAUUAACGUUGAAUUUUUUUGAAAGAACAUGUAUGGAAUUUUAAUAUGUAUUGUAAUGUUGGAUCAAAUGUAUUUUACCCCUCCCUAACCCAAAAAUAACUUGUUUUUGAUUUGGGUUAGUGACUGAUGAUUUUUUUAUUUUCAUUUUCUUUUGUUUUUCUUUUUUUCUUUUUGUUUUCUGUUUUGUUCAUUUGUCUUUUGUUUGUUUCCUUAAAGCUUGGCAAAAAGUCAGCAUUAUUCUGAUGGACUGAUUGACAUCUUUACACAAUAUGGAGAUCACUUGUACAGGUAGUGACUGCAAUGAAAAUUAACUAUGUGCAAUUGGUUUUUUUUUUUCUCAACUGUUCAAAGAUGCAUUCUUGGAGAAUGUUGAUCCUAUUAGAGUCAGUCUCAGCAUUGGGCCUAUAUGCCAGGGUUUCCUGGUUAGUCUGUGGAACGUGGAAGGACUUCUAGUUCAUUCUUUUGAGGGAUUUUGUCCAUUCUUUGUUCAUGUAGGGAAUCUAGAUACAACUUGAAGUUUCUCCUUCCAAAUGAAUAUAAAUUAUUCUUUAUCCAGUAUAAAGUUGAUGUCAGUAGACAACCCUUUAAAGGGUGCUAAGUGAUCAUGUUGACCCUUUUGACACUCAGAGUGACUAGUAAUUAGUUCCUCCUCACUUCAUCACCUGUAAAUCAAACACUAAGGUAGUGAGAUUAAGGAAAUGAUCCCCAACUAAAGGGGCCUUGUCAGCACCUUAGGAAAUGUAUAGAGAGCAGUGUGGAGGAUAUGUAUACUGGUGUUAGGGUGUAAAGAGUUAUUGCUAAAUUCUUUAAGGUAGCUGUCUCGAUAAUUAUCAAAUUUAUGGCUGAUUACAUGAAAAGCAAAAUAAGUAAAUACCUUUAAUUAACUUACUAAUAAACUAAAUACCAGUGUACUAAAUACAUGACUAUCACCAAGAGAACAAUUAUCUCUUUUCUCUCUUUACCAGCAAAGGGGAUCAUGAUGGAGCAAUAAAACAGUACAUUAAAACCAUUGGUCAUCUGGAGCCUUCUUAUGUCAUUCGUAAGGUAUUGAACCGUUUACAAUGUGUAUAAUGUGAUGUUAUAACCAUUUAACUCCAAGAAGUGAUUACCAUGUGACUUCUCCCUACAUUAUCCAUACAUAGUACAACAAACAGUUAAUGAGAACACUCAAACUCCUCAGGUACAGUUUAUUACCUUGAUUGAACACUUAAUUCUCAUAAUCAAUUUACAAGGAAAUGUGUAGUAGCUUGAGGAGUUGAGAAUCAGAUCUUUAAGCCAGACUGAAGGGCUCUCAUCUAGGCCACUGUGUUCUAACAAUUCAGAAUCAUUUGAAAUUUUUAAAUAGUGAAGGAAAAAGAUGAGGCACAGGGUGAAAAUUAGGGCAAAACUAAGUUUUAGUUCAGUUUUAAUCUCAUAUAAAAUAAAAUUUAGUUUUGCAAUGAUUUUCAUUGUUGGCCUUGCCUUUAUUAUGUUUCACAAUGUAUAGCAGAAUCUCUAAAAAGGUUAAAAUUGUCCCAUGCAGGUUUCCAAACGUUCCUUGUCAAUGUUAAAAGAUAAAUUUGAGUUGUGGAAUUAAGCUCAAUAUUUAAAUUAUAAGUUUUUCACUUUUAGUUCUUGGAUGCUCAGAGAAUUCACAACCUUACAGCGUAUCUUCAGGUUAGUGGAAGAGUCAACUGCACGCUGGUGAUGUAAUCAUUCUGGUGUGGGCGUCUGUGCUACUAUCCUCAGUCUCAAUGACAACCAGCUGGUCACAAUAAAUUAUUUCGAACCUUGAGCUAUUGUUACUCAAAAAUGUCAUAAAAAAUAUUGUUGUUUUAUUCAUCCUUGGCUAGGCUCUCCACAAACAAGGUCUGGCCAACACAGACCAUACCACUCUUCUUUUGAACUGUUACACCAAGCUGAAGGAUGUCUCAAUGUUGGAUGAGUUUAUCAUGGUAUGACUUAGGAUCAGUAAAUGAAUUCUCCCAAUUGUUCUCAUACAAGUCUUAUUAUUGUUCUUUUGAGAAUUUCUUGUCCAAUCUGGAUGACUCUGUAUUUCCAUCACAUUAAGCUUGACACUACAGUGUAAGAAUUUACAUUCAUUUCUCCUUUUUUUCCUAUCAGACUGACAGGGAAUUAAACUUUGAUGUUGAAACUGCCAUCAAGGUAAAUGCUUGCACUACUGAGCUAAAAAAAUUGUGUGAGAAAGGUACAUUUUAAAUCUUCUCAGGAUCUUCAUUUUUUUUCCUGUAAUAUUUGUUAUUAAUUUUAGGUGUGUCGUCAGGCAGGAUAUUUCAAGCAUGCGGUGUAUUUAGCGGAGAAAUACGAACAACACGACUUGUAAGUUUAAGGAAAAAGGAUCGAAUGUUUGUAACAUCAGUACGCACAUUCUCUUUACUGUUCUCAUUUUAUAUCCUAAGGUACUGACAGGGAGAAUUUGCUAUCAAUCGAGAGCCUCUUAAAUAAGUCAUCACUUCUAAUAUUCUCGUUACCUCAUUGUUUGAUUUCCCUCCUCACCCCUCCCUCACUGGUGGUAAAUUGAGAGUUAAUUUUCUAUAAUCCCCCCCAUUUAUACUUUCUUGGCGACGACUGAUACCCCUUCCAUUCCCCCUGAAAACCAAAUACCAAAUACCAAAUACCAAAUCCCAAAUCCUGACCCACCCUCCCCCAAAAAAACCCUCCGAACCCCACCUCCGCAGGCUAUAGAUAAUGAAUGGUCCAUUGGAAAAAUAGGUUUCUGAUAGCGAAGGAAAGCACAACACUGCGUGGCCUAUGCUCGGGAAAGUGGUUUAAUCUCUUGCAUUAUUGUUGACUCGAAUUUCCCUCUAAUAGAUAUUUAAAGAUUCAACUGGAAGACCUGAAGGAUUACCAGAGAGCGCUGUCCUACAUUGGAAAACUAGGAUUUUAUGAGGUACAGUAAAUUUGUGUUUCGACUUUUAAGUGGUAGAUACUGAAAGAAUGAAGACGUAAAACUUUUCUGUCUUCAUUUCAAGGCUGAAGGAAACAUGAAAAAAUAUGGAAAGAGUUUGGUGAAUGCUGUCCCUGAUGAAUCAACAAAGCUGCUGAAAGUUUUAUGUACGGAUUACAAGCCGCAGCGACUUCAUGAACGUGAGUUUUGUUCGAGCAUUUCGAUUUUGUGUGGUCAACUCAAUAUCAAACAAAUAACGUCGGCCAAUUGGAACCAGGACCAUCGUCUUAAAGGGUCAGUGAGAAAUAACUGAACGCAAAAACUUGCAAACUUCCUAAAGCGCGGGAAAACAUAAAUUACCAAGUCGCUGUUGAUUUUAGCUUGCAUCUGAUUGGCUGGGUAGGCGACGUGAGUUUCGUAGACCAUUCACAUAGCGAAACAAUACAGUCCUGGUUGACUCCCAAAACGAGAAAAAAAUCAUAAAAUUUCAAGCUGACGAAUCGAUUUUUGCGUUUUGAAUGAGUGAAAUUUUGAAUGACUUCACUUCUCUUUGCAAUCUGGUGAUGUUAUGGAUCUUGUAGAUUUUAAAUCGUUAUUCUCCGAAGGUAAAUUGAGUUGGACAGAUUUUGGAGAGUCGGGAAGGAUAAUAUUACUGUUAACGUUGUUGUAGGAACAGUUUCCGGUUCUGUCACACCUGUCAGUGCUGGGGUUUAUCAGUCCUUCACAACCGCUCUCGGUAAGCUGCUGUUGCUAUUCAGUCACCAUCCAUGUCUCGUUACACGUCGCAAACCACGUCAUACUCACGUCAAAGUCACAGUCAGCGUCACAUCUCGUCCUCUCACAUUUCUUGCAUUGUUUACGUCAAAUUUUGCCUCACUGUAUACUUCAGACAUAUGUUUUGCCGUGGUAUACAUCAUGUUAUUUUUUGCGUCAAUGCAUAACCUCCAUCUCCCUCAUGGAACACAGCAUUACUUCUUUCAAGCCUCACUCGCCUCGAAGGACUGUUCUCCAUGAAAUUUUACCUUCGUAGUAGACUUUCAAAUGGUUCUAAGUCAUGUCUUACUCGUCACGGUCACUCUCCAAUCAGUGUUAGUAUUGGUUCUUUUGAAAGACCACUAGUGAUGGUUGGUGUCUCUGGAAAAAUUUGGCUAAAAUUUUCAAUUUUAUCCCAUUCACUACGUGUCGAUCUAAUCAAUUUUUUCUCUUCUUUUUGGUUUAUAUCCUUCAGUUUGGUAUUUUUGCUGUCUUAUCAAACAGAUAUUUUAGAUUUAUUUUGAUAUUUUUCUUGUCAUAGUUAACCCGCCUCGUUGGAAUAUUAUUGUGACACUUAGAAAACAAUGAAUAGGAGAAAUACUGAUCUGUAGGAAUCGAACUAAACGAUACACUAUUUUUCUGGGUUCUCACAGUAACACACUGGGAAGUGUCAAGUAAAACUUGAAAAUGAACUCUCCGCAGAAUAUCAGUUAUUUCUUCGUUGCCAUUUCACUCCUGUGAUUCUGCCAUUUACAGAAGCACAAGCAGUGAUCCUUUAACCCCAAAGAGUGAUUAGAAUCUAAUUUCUCUUUCCAGUAGCGCUCAUGAAUCAAACAUUUAGGUCACGAGAAUAAAGGGAAUGAUUACCUCUUGAUUGUCAAACAAAUUCUCCUUGUCAUUGCCAUUGGAAACGUGAAGAGAACAGUAUGGAGAAUAUACAUGUAAUGUUAGGAUGUAAAGGGUUAACGUUGUCUGAAGGUUCCACCAAAUCUGAUUAAAAGAACCUUCACAAAUUAUGAUUUGUUUAUGGUGAUUUUCCUGCUGUCAUGUACGUUUGAUAUUUAGAUCCUGCAUCAGAUAUGGAGAGGAAGAUUUACAAGGCUCGCGCUGAAGAGUUUAUUCACAUCUUUGUUCAUCAAAAAGCCAAACUGAUUGAGUUUCUGGAACAUAUGGUGCAGGUAUUGAGUCACUUUCAAAUCACUACUGUGUCUGUCUUCUUUCAAAAUUUGCGUAGGAGAUACGAAAUUCUGGUCAGCGAAAAGGACCUCAUGUAAGAGGCCAAAGAACCCGAACAUCAUCAUCGUGUUGUGUUUUUGAGUAAGACGCUUAUUUCUCUCAGUGCCUUUCUCUACACAUAAGUAUAGCCUACUUAUUUUAGGUAAUUUAUGGGCUCUCAGGGAAUCGUUGUAAAUCCUUCACAUUUUCGUCCCGGAUAGAUAUCAUGUUAAUAAAGGGGGUAAGUUCUAAAAUAACUUAGUGCUGCGACGGUGGAAAAGUAUAACAUGGUAAUUUAGUAUUAUCAAUUGAGUUGGUAACGUAUAUUGGCCACCGUAAAGAGUUUCAAAGCUGACGUUUCGAGCGUUCGCCCUUUGUCAGAGGGAAUGUAGGAUAUUAUGUCAGCCGAGAUACUUCCGAUAGCAAACAAAAAUUGUCGUGGGUGGUCGAGCACAGCUUUUCACAGCCCGCGCCGACCCUUUUCGCCCUGUGAUUUUGUGUGAUGGAAAAGUCUUAUACAGGAAGCCUGAGAUUUUGUGAUAGAUCAGUUAUCAAACUUCAAGGAAAAUGAUUACAUCCUUCUCAAAGUAUUUUUACAUUUGUUCGAGUUUUCUUUUUUGAAGGUUCAGCCUAAUUCGUCUAACUUGGUGUAUAACACUCUCCUUGAGCUCUAUCUGAAUGAUGCUGCUCGUCAGAAGAAUGUUGAGGCGCAAGUCGAACAUGAACGUAAAGCUCUUGAUUUGCUGAAAAAUGUGGAGGUAUGAUCAUGGAAAUUGAAUGCGUAUUCAUGGUUAAAUCAAUCGUACAACUCACAACUUACUGACAUACAUUUCCUUGUAAUUUAGUGUAGAGAUAUGGUUUUCUAUUCAUAAAACACUCUAUGGUCGUUAAGGUUAUCUGUUGUGUUAAAUUCCUGCCCACCGAAUGAUUUAUCAUCACUUUUUCAAGGAGUGUUUUCUUGGCUGAGGUUAUGGCCGAUAUAUUUUUACCUCUUCAGAUUGGAUGAGCAUCCUGUCUUCGUACCUUGUAUUUCAGCGGUCUUCGAUGCGCAGGCAUCGAUUUACAAAGCUUCUAGAUCAAUGUCAGUAUCUGAGCAACUGCGCCCUACCCCUCCCCCUCCCCCUACCCAACGACAGUCAACUGAUGACAAGUUAAAGUCAAUGAUGGGCUAGGGGAGGGGUAGGUGCGAAGUUGCUCAGAUACAGACAUUAACCCAGGCUUCCUAUGAAGUGUAUCCACAGACAGACGCUGAAAUGCUCACUUUGCAGCAUCAAUGAUUUGCGAGUGUUCUUAGGGAUUUUUUUUUUCAUUAAUCUUUUCAAAGGCUCGUUACGACAUUGACCACGCCCUGGUACUCGCACAGAUGCACCACUUCAAGGCUGGUAUCCUGUAUCUGUACGAAAAAGCCAAACUGUGAGUUCAAAUCGAAGAAAUUUUUAAGUUUAUACUUGUUUGAAAUACGGCUCAAGCUGUAUUUAUGCCAGAAAGUUUUCCUUCCUCGCACUCUCUCAGUUUUAUUACUUUUAUCUUUAAUUUGGAUAGAUACCAACAAAUCCUUCAUUACCAUAUGGAGCAGAACGAAUAUAGUCACGUGAUAGACACGUGCAAAAAGUAUGGGUAAGUUUCGGGAACUUUUGAGAAUAUUUGGGAGAAUCUGUGCUAUGUUACCGAUUAUGUUAUGGUGGGAACAAGCGAAAAACCGGCGGCGGUCAUUAGUGUUUGUACUUAGGGCGGGAAAAUUGUGUAACCGGCGUUAUAUGGCGGGAAAUUUUGUGACUGGCGCCAAGAGCGGUAAAGCAUGCCAGCAGCAAGGGCGGGAAAACAUACGUGCACUACGGGCGGGAAAAUGUGUUAUCGGUUUUGCGCUUGCGCUAGAGACAGAGUCAAUGGCACGAAGAGCUCAAGACCAAGUCGCGAUGUAAGUUUUUGCUAUGCUUCUUAUAACUCAAAUAUUUAAAUUUGCCUUAAAAUUUUAUUUUUAGGACGUCAGAUCCAAGUUUGUGGGUGCAAGCUCUCUCUUACUUUGCCCGGCGUGAAACAGACUGCAAGUCCCAAAUUAAGGAAGUGCUUGAUCAUAUCCUUCUAUAGAGUUUCUUAGGUUCCAUGUAGUGCUAUGAAGCAUUUGUGUUUUAUUGUGCAUGAUCGUGAGCUUAGACCGUGAAAGCGUUUUUCUCAUCGCUUUUUAUUGCGACUAUCACUUUGCGUUAUAGUAUUGUCAGUUAUAGAUUGUAGUUGUGCGCGUGUUGGCAUGCUCUGUAUGUAAGAAGACCUCGUAACUAGGUGUAUUGUUAGGUAAGACUGAUAUUUCCUUGACCGUGAGUCAAAUAUCGACCGUGGAAACCUCAUGUCACCUCUACUCGUGUUGCAAAACUUGGCGCACAAUUCAACAGCCACAUUGGCAGUGGUGAAGGUAAGAAACAAUUACCACUAUGAGGGAAGCGAAAUUUAUCGUCAUGAAUUAGCGCCAAUACUCCUCCCAGUGACGUUGUCAGCCUUAGUGAAAGUCGGUAAGGAGGGGGCGAGUAAAGAAAGGCAAGGAGGCUUUGUGUACUCAAAGUUGGAAAAAAAAAAAGGCAACAUGCUUGAAUCGCGGGAAAACGCAAGUGACCAAGUUAGGAUUGGUUUUACUAUUGCAUCUGAUUGGUCGAGAUAGUGGCGCGAGUGUUUUAGACCAACCAUGGAGCGAAGUAAAGCGAAACCAAAACAAUCAGAAUCAAUUUCAACGCUAAAUUUGAAAUCGCUCAAUCCAAGGGAAAGUAGCUUUAAAAUCUGAAUUUUUUAGCUCAGUAUUGGAAAUGAAUGAAAUUCUAGAAAUUUGCCUAAUUUUUAGUUUGAAGUGAAAUAAUCUGGGCCUUAUCACAAUGUUCUUGUCAACUUUACGUGAACUACGAGCAUGUUUCUUUUAAACCUCUUGUUAAUCAAUUUAUGCGACUUUGACUACCCACUGAGAACUUCUCUUUUACAGGACUACAUCAUACGUCGCUUGCAAAUGGAAGACGAACUUAUCGCAAAUGUAAGAGCAAGGAUUUUUCCUCUGCUACCUUAAUCGUCUCUUAAUUUUAAAUACUUAUACUAUUUUUUUUCUCUUUAAGAAGGUCUUUCUAUGUGCUUUUCUCUAGGAUGAGCGUUAUAUCCGACAAUAUCGCGAGGAAACGGAAAAAAUGAGGAAUCAAAUUAAAGAACUGAAGACAAGGUAGCGGUAAUAUCGUAAAAGCGGUUAUUGUUCAUCGUGGUGGCAGUAGUUUCUUUGUUGGGCUAAUACUUGUUUAUACUUACGAUAGGAUGUAAAGGUUUAAAGCACUAACUUAUUUGACCUAGCUUAAUCAUGCAAUCUAUUUUACCAGUGCAAAGAUAUUCCAAGGUGCAAAAUGCAGCGUCUGUUCCCGACCUUUGGACCUGCCGGCUGUACAUUUCUUGUGCCAGCACUCAUUUCACCAAAAGUAAGUGCAGCAUGUGCGGCGCAUUUUUUUUUUUCACGUGGUUUUGCUUCGCUCGAAGUCAUGACCUAUUUUUUCAUUAUCUUUAUUUUGUAGCUGUUUUGAAGGAUACGCAGAAUCAGACAACGAAUGCCCGAUAUGUGCUCCGGAAAACAGGUGAGGGUAAUUUUCAGUUGUUUGACUAAAAGGGUCCUAAAAAAACAUUUUAAUUUAUGGUCUUUUUGAAAGAGAACCUGGGAGCUUCCUGAGCAGCUGACAUGUUUUUGAAAAUUUACCCUCUGGUCCUUUUUCUUGCGCUUAAAGGUUCAAGUAGAUUUAAAUUUUGAAAUAAAGGUAGGGUCUGUUUUCUCGUUUUGGGAAGUCUUCAAGCACAGAUUGUCAUCGUGGAUUAAAGAAUCCAUUUUUUUUCAAUGAUUUGCCAAAAGAUGUAAAGCGGGUAGAUGAAAAGAAGAUAGAAGGAUGAAUUGCUAAUCAGAUCCUCGAAGUCGAAAGGUUAACACUGAGAUUUCGUUCUGUUUCAGAAAAGUACUUGACAUAAUAAGACAACAGGAGCAGGCGAAGGAUCUUCAUGAACAAUUCCAUUGCCAGGUGAGGACGAAAUCUCCCGGAGAUUUACGACAGCUUUCCGAUGAAAAUCCGAAGACGGAUCGCCCGUCUCAAAACAAUUCGGACUAAGGCAUGAUUUUUGUUCAUUUCAGCUGGAGAGAGCGGCGGAUGGGUUUUCUGUUGUGGCUGAGUAUUACGGACGCGGUGUUUUCAAUAAGGUUUGUUUUUUCUUUGAUUAG